AGCAGUGUGCGAGCAGGACUUUUAUUUUGGUGUGGUGAUGUGACGUCAUAGGGGUGCGCCGCGCUCCUGCGUUUGUGUUGCAGCGCGAGUAAUGUGAAGCGAAUGAAUGAUUAUUGAGUGUAUUAAUGCUAUAUCUAACAUUAAUGAGCGUCAUUUAUGAAAACUCCUGGUUCAUCUGAGAUCUCGUGACACACUAUUAUAAAGAUGGCAUUUAUUAAAGAGGAGAGUGAAGACAUAAAGAUUGAAGAAGCAUUCGGUGUGAAACAUGAAGAAACUGAAGAACAAACAGACCUGAUGGUGCUGAAAGAGGAGAGUCAAGAACUGAAUAACGUGGAAGUGAAAGAUGAGAAACAUGAUCUCACGAUUGGAGAAAAAUCCACACCGACUGAAAUGACUUGCUCACAAAAAGGAGCCCAGAAGACCAGAUCUAGAAGGAAUUACACCUGCAGUCAGUGCGGAAGGAGUUGCGAUCAUAAACGAAACUUUGAAGCCCACAUGAGAAGUCACACUGGAGAAAAGCCUUUCACAUGCCAAGAGUGUGGAAAAAGUUUCAGUCAAAAACAAAACCUCAAAGCCCACAUGAGAAGUCACACUGGAGAGAAACCUUUCACAUGCCAAGAGUGUGGAAAGACUUAUACAUAUAAAGGAAACCUUGAGGUCCACAUGAGAGUUCACACUGGAGAGAAGCCUUACGCCUGCAAUUACUGUGGGAAGGGUUUCGCUCAAAACGGAAACCUCGAGGUCCACAUGAGGCUUCACACCGGAGAGAAGCCUUUCACGUGUGUUCAGUGUGAGAAGAGUUUCACGUAUCACAGAGACCUGAAACGCCAUAUGCAGACUCACUCUGGGAAGAAACUUCAGUGUUCUGAAUGUGGCAUGGUGUUUACGAAAACGAUAAGUUUAAAAAAUCACAUGCGCCUUCACUCUGGGCAAAGACAGUUUAAAUGUGAGGAUCAGUAUGAGGAUAAAAAAAAGGCUUUUGCCGUCAUCACACUUGCAGAAACACCUAAAAAGUAAUGCGGAUGUGAGACACUAUUAGUGUUUGUUGUUUUAAAUGGCUGAAAAUAAGUUUCUGUGUAAAAUUGAGACUAUGAACAUGCUGCUGCUUGACUGUCGACCAAAUCUGACUGUCCACCUUCAUGACAAUUUCUUUUAUUUGCAUUUUUCACCUCUUUAUACUUUGCCUUGAAGCUGUUUACUUUCUUUUGUCGUACAUAUGAACAGCUGUGUCCACACAUGACCACCUCCUUUGCUAGAGAUUCAUAAUAUUCCAUAUAAAAUUUAAAAUAUUGAGCGAUAGUUGUAGAUGGCCUCUAAUUUUGAUUGUUCGGAGGCUUGCACCAUUUUAUAUAUUGAUAUAUUAGUUAAACUUCUGUCUUCCUGUGAAAUGUUAUGAUGUAAAAGAAAGAUUUUAAAUAAAACAACUUAGACUGAAAGAAAUAAAUAUUAUGCAUUAUUUGAUUCAGCUUUAGUUAGAGAAUGCACUGGUAAACAGUUUUGUCUUUUAAAAUGGCCACUGAGUUGUGGGGCCGGGGCUAGUCUAUGGCUGUGAAUUCAGACAUGCUUCUUUUGACAGGUACUGAAAUUGCUUUUGAAUGUGGUCAUGCGUACUUUGUGUAAAGGGAGAUGUGGUACUGACCACACAUUUUACAAGAUUAGAUGUUUGUCAGUAAAGGCCCCGGUAUACUUCAAAUGAAAUCGAAGAACGAACUGAUGUGACGUCAUUUGAAACAAAAUCAGGCCAAAACGAAAUUCGUUUUGUGUUCUUUUUGGAAGUUCGAAACGGCUUGCCAAAGCGAACUUUCGGGAAAAGUUCGCUUCAGCUGCAAAACACCUUUGUACUACCAUUAGUCAGUGACGAUGACGUAACAAGAGGUGUGCGCUGAGGCUCCGCCUUUACUUGUGUGGGACGCGUCUUUGACUCAUUUCGUGUGUUUGAGUUCGUCGAGGUAAGAUCUCCGUGGGUGAAAACAUGAACACACUGGAUAGCCACUUUAUAGUACAUGAAGUUGUGCUUCUGAUGAAAUGAGGCCCUA
Messenger RNA from Megalobrama amblycephala (Wuchang bream), 2036 nucleotides. RefSeq names its product gastrula zinc finger protein XlCGF49.1-like. Gene Ontology annotation, biological process: regulation of transcription by RNA polymerase II. Bases 205 to 1017 code for a protein of 270 amino acids. The record is from RefSeq and is a predicted model, not a curated record. Gene Ontology annotation, molecular function: RNA polymerase II cis-regulatory region sequence-specific DNA binding; DNA-binding transcription factor activity, RNA polymerase II-specific. The transcript is spliced from 3 exons. NCBI's taxonomy places the organism in Eukaryota, Metazoa, Chordata, Actinopteri, Cypriniformes, Xenocyprididae.